GAAACUGAGAUUCCACUGGUGAACUCAACGGUAGGCUCACACAACAAGAAAAAGCGAGAGUGAAAAAAGCAAAAGGGUAUCCGCGGUCCCCGUAUAUGCCACAGAUAACCCGUAUAUCCCACAGUCGAGUGAUUGCGCGGUACAAAAGCAGCGCAAUGCAAUCCGGUAACAAAAUGCCAUACACUUCGCCGCCAACACCCCAAGUCAUGCCCAGUGCCCAGUGCCCAGAGUCCAGUGCCCAGUGUGCCAAUGAAUGCAAUGCAAUGCGACCGCCCGAACCCCCCUUCCAGAACACCGCUGAUGCAAAUGCCAGUCCUGAACCCCCAUCCAUGGGCCAACCCCAACCCAGUCGGCCCUUCGACCUCAGCCCGACCUCGGCUUGGUCGGGCAGGCAAGCACCUUGAACGCCCAACCGCCAUCAAACCUCUAGUUAGUUAAUCA
This is a messenger RNA of Thermothielavioides terrestris NRRL 8126, 441 nucleotides long. RefSeq lists its product as uncharacterized. The transcript has a single exon. The record is from RefSeq and is a predicted model, not a curated record. Bases 174 to 404 code for a protein of 76 amino acids. NCBI's taxonomy places the organism in Eukaryota, Fungi, Ascomycota, Sordariomycetes, Sordariales, Chaetomiaceae.